Molecule: messenger RNA, 3133 nt
Organism: Chaetomium strumarium
Lineage: Eukaryota; Fungi; Ascomycota; Sordariomycetes; Sordariales; Chaetomiaceae
Exons: 3
Coding region: 145-2835 (896 amino acids)
Source: RefSeq, a predicted model, not a curated record
AGCCGAGAAAGCCUUGGCUGAGUGGCUCUUCUCGUCUCAGCACUCAAAUCUGACGUCCAUUCUAUGAUCUAUCCUUAACCCCCGUCCGUCUCUUCUCAUCCAUCCCCUGCUCCCCUUCCGAGGCCUAAGUCAUGCCCUACGACGAUGCACAACCCGCGAUGUGACAGCUUCGCAGCAGCCGUCGACCCGCUCGUGGGCGCCGCCGGCGCCGCGGCGCUGUGUGCGGUGCUGGUGCAGCGACUGCCUACUACUACCACUUCUAGCAGUAACCAAUCUGGCGAAGUCGCGUCCGAGGUCGUGUGCUGGGCAUUGCUCGGGGCCGCGAAACGAUGGGAUCUUCUUGGAUUUGGUGCCGCCGGCUCGGGAGCGAGUCUACCAGGCGCUCCUGCUACUUCUAGUAGUAGUGGUGGUGGUGUUGGUGGUGGUGCUAAGAGGCCGCGGCCGGGGUGGUCGUUGUGGGCUGUCGCUGCGGCUGUCGCGGCUGCGUGCUGUUAUCGGGCUGAGGUUGGGAUGCUUUGGUCUGUUCCGGCCUUGACUCCGCUCUUGUUAGCAGCGGACAAGCAGCUGCGGCCCGAACUGCGGACUUGGAAGGCAUUGGAAUUGCCUGCCUUGUUCUACCUGUUUGGCACGGUCUCGGGGACAGCCAUCGUCGGUCUCCUCGUCGUGCUUGCACUACCGGGCUGGACGAUAUGGGAGCUGGCGCUGUCGACCCUCCCUGUAGCUGCGCUGUGCGCCGCGUAUGCCGCCUUUAUUCCCCGGACUGUCGAGAGCCGCUUUCUGCCGUAUCUGGAUGUCGACGAAGACAUUCUGCAGCUUUCCCACCGCGUUGUAGUCAUCUCAGUGGCUGCACUGAGUGUGCAGAUCAUAUCAUUCGGUGUACCAGGUCUCAUUGACCUUGCGGUACCCACGAUAUUACUGGGGUUGGCGAAGGCAUCGGCCUGGUACUUUACAAUUCAAACAGCUCGGUCAACCUCGUGGUGUAUUGCGGGCGCAAUAGGGGCCUUCGCCCUUGUAGCCAGCCGCGACCCCUUCAUUCAGCUCUCGGAAAGCCAGGCUAUCUCUCCUGUCCUAGCCUCGACACUCGCGCUUGGCCAGUUUGUUGCCAUCCUUCCACGGCAAUUGAGAGGCAGGCCAAUCCUAUGGGCACUUAUUCUGAUAUCUCUCGGCCCCUAUCUCGCCAACUAUAUGGCCAUCACAGUCGCGGAAUCUUCGGUAGUCCGCCUACAGGAGCAUCCCGUUGAGACUCUGAUUCGGAAUGCCCAAGCGGACUUCGAACAGAUGUUACAGCGACAGUCCAAGACAUACCCGGAUGCGGUUCACGAAUACCAACGUCGAUACGGCGUAGAGCCACCGCCAGGGUUCCAGGCCUGGUAUGAGUUCGCUGCGGCAAAUCAGUCCCCGAUUAUUGACGAUUUCGACACAAUCUACUUAUCCGUAUCCCCGUUCUGGAGCAUCAGCGGCAGAGAGAUGCUCCAGAUUAUCGAUGAUGCGCACAACACACCCGACAUUGACCUGUGGCUCUGCUCCUUCUCGGGUGACACUGCCGAGACUCGCUGCACCCAUCCCAGACGUGGUUCUGACCGACACAUUGGCGACCUGUUCAACACACUCUUGGGGGAUGUCCGCGGUGUCCUGCCAAACGCCAAGUUUCUCGUCAACCACCUUGACGAGCCAAGAGUUCUGAUCCCGCCGGCAUCACUGAAAAAAAAUCCGCGAGAGUUCAAAGUCUCGGACCUUUCCGAGCGACCUACCUGGAAAGCAGUCACGAAAUACUGCGGCCUUCAAGCACAGCAACUAAGAGACUUGAGUCCGUAUACGGAUACAGAGGGGCAGCGACCGGCCGUUGAUACCCACGGGCUCCCCCUGGUGACCAACCGCUCCACAGUGCUCAACCUCUGCCAGCACCCCGAAUACGCCGGGACCCACGGCCUCUUCCAGGCGCCGCCAUCCUUCCGCCUGAUCGAGGGCCGCGUCCCCGUGCUCUCUACGGGCCGGCCCUCGACCAUGUCCGACAUCCUCUUCCCGGCCCCCGCAUACCUGGUCGAGCCCGAAUUCCGCUACAACGCCAGCGCCGACAUCCCCUGGUCGCAAAAGGCCAACCACCUCUACUGGGCGGGCUCCACCACCGGCGCCGUGUCGUCGACGCACAACAGCUGGCGCCACUUCCACCGCCAGCGCUUCAUCUCGCUCGCCCAAAACCUCGACCCGCCCGCAGAGGGACACACCUACCUCCGCGAGGUGCCCCCUUCUUCUUCUUCUUCUUCUUCUCCUUCUUCUUCUCCUCCUUCUUCCACAACCACAAACCACACCCCAUCAAUCACCCCGAUCCACUCCCGCUUCCUCAACAGCCGCCUCUACGACGUCCACCCGACACGCAUCUUCCAAUGCAGCCACCCGCUCCCCUGCCGCGAGCAGGCCUCCCACUUCCGCCACAUCGCCUGGCAGGACCGCGACGCGGCGCUGCGCGCCAGGCUGGUCUUCGACCUGGACGGCAACGGCAUCAGCGGGCGCUUCCACAAGCUGCUGGCCAGCGGGUCGCUCGUGCUCAAGCAGACGCUGCUGCGCGAGUGGCACGACGACCGCCUCGUCCCCUGGGCGCACUACAUCCCAGUCAGCGUCGGGACGAUGGCCGAGGUGCCGGAGCUGGUGCAAUGGUUUUUGGAGAGUGAUAGGGGGAAGGGGAAGGCGAGGGAGGUUGCGGAGGGGGGCAAGGAAUGGUUUGCGCGGGCGAUGAGGGAGGUGGAUGUGAAGAUUUAUUUGUGGAGGUUGAUGUUGGAGUUGGCGAGGGUUGUGGAUGAGGGACGGGAGGCUUUGGCGGAGGUGGUAGUAGAGUAGAGGGGGAUGGUGGUUGAGGAAUUUGGAGGCGGGGUGAGAGGGGGGAGGUGUGUUGUGACGGCUGUUUCUAUUUAGUACCGGGUAUUAGUAGUCGGCAGGAUUAGCGUGUUGUGUUGUCGGCGGGAUCUAGAAUUUGGAUACAAGCGCCGUUGAUGGCGCACCUGUUGGAUAACAACGGUUUUGGAAAGCAUAGGUACCUCUGACAAUCUGCGUAAUCUAACGACGGAAGUGGCUCUGUUCAGAACAACUAACGUAGGUGUAUAGCGAAAGUUACAUACAUGCGAAAGUUACACUAAAC